Molecule: messenger RNA, 1385 nt
Organism: Sardina pilchardus (European sardine)
Lineage: Eukaryota; Metazoa; Chordata; Actinopteri; Clupeiformes; Clupeidae
Gene: diablob
Product: diablo, IAP-binding mitochondrial protein b
Exons: 6
Coding region: 62-772 (236 amino acids)
Biological process (GO): neuron apoptotic process; intrinsic apoptotic signaling pathway in response to oxidative stress
Cellular component (GO): mitochondrion
Source: RefSeq, a predicted model, not a curated record
GGAGGCGAUAGUGUGUAUGCAUUGCUGAUGCGUCUCAACAGAAGAAAUCAAAACAACCAACAUGGCGUAUUACAGGAAAUUGUUUACUGCAAGCUUACGAUUUGCAUCCACCUAUGGUCGUGGCCUGGUGACAGCUUCCCUGGCCCGGGAAAGACUGGCAAAGCUCUCAUCAUCUUUGAAGAAAAACUGGAUUUCUCUGAGUGUGGCAGGUGCCAUUUGUGCAGUCCCGAUUGCUCAGGUGGAGGUAUCGCACGAGGCCCUGAUUAAAAGAGCAUCGUCGCUGGUUACAGACAGUGCCAACACCUACCUUUCUCAGACAACAUUAGCACUUGUAGAUUCUCUCACACAAUAUGCCAAGGCCAUCCGCAUGCUCGUGGCUCUCCACAGACGCUACAAGGCCUCGGCCUCCAGACUGCCCCCUGCUGACGAGGAGGCCGUGUGGCAGAUCCUCCUGCAGCAGCGUGAGGAGGUGGGCAUGCGCAGGGAGGAUUGUAAACGCUUCGAGUCCAACUGGAUGACAGCCAUCAACCUGUCUGAGCUGGCAGCAGAGGCGGCGUACAACGCAGGGGCGGACCAGGCGUCGGUUGCGGCGCGGUCCAGUCUGGACCUGGCCCAGUCCCAGGUGGAGCAUGUGCGGCAGCUCUCCCUGCAGGCGGAGAACGACCUCAGCGAGGCCAGCGCGCUGGACAGUCCCAGGAUCCUGCCCUCCGCAGACCCGUCCACUGCCGACGAAGACGAAGAGAUUCCAGAGGCCUACCUCAGAGAGGACUGAGGGACACUUUAGUGCACUUUAAUGGCUCUGGUGAGGGGGGGGGGGGCUGUCUUGUAACUCCAGAGACUACAAUGGCAACAACAGAAACGCUAAAUGAAUCAAGGCUUUCUGUAAAGUUUUUAAAUCAGGACCUGAAUAUAACAUGACCACAUGAUGGGGAGACUUCAGUGCACCUGAAUAUAAUAUGAUGGGGAGAAUGCACCCCACAUGACCAGUUCAGACGCUUCAUUUAAAUGCUCUGCUGAAUGCCAUACUGUAGCUGCACAGUAGAUUUGACAAUCUUGCAUCCUGACGCAAUUUUCAAUCAGAACAUUUUUGCUUGAUGGUUUGUCUUUUUGUGUUGGUGAAGCAUGCUGUCUUUGCAGACUUUGGAUGUUGUAUAACUGAAUGUCACUGUUUUGUUUCGUCACCAAGAGGACUUUACUAGGGUAAAGGGAUCACCGCUGUACAUAUGUUUUUUUGAACAGGGUUGAAUUAAUGAAGCACUGAACCAAGUAAUCUUGGAAACUUGUAUUCCUGCAAAUCAUGUGUGCCUUGCCUCACACAAUUUGUACAAUUGAAAAUUGUCAAUAAAAGUCAUUGAAAAGUCACACAAGGUCUGGUUUAGAGAUAG